AUGUCCGGCCGCGGGAAGCAGGGCGGGAAGGCGCGGGCCAAGGCCAAGUCGCGCUCGUCGCGGGCCGGGCUGCAGUUCCCCGUGGGCCGCGUGCACCGGCUGCUGCGCAAGGGCAACUACGCGGAGCGGGUGGGCGCCGGCGCCCCGGUGUACCUGGCGGCCGUGCUGGAGUACCUGACGGCCGAGAUCCUGGAGCUGGCGGGCAACGCGGCCCGCGACAACAAGAAGACGCGCAUCAUCCCCCGCCACCUGCAGCUGGCCAUCCGCAACGACGAGGAGCUCAACAAGCUGCUGGGCAAGGUGACCAUUGCGCAGGGCGGGGUGCUGCCCAACAUCCAGGCCGUGCUGCUGCCCAAGAAGACCGACAGCCACAAGGCUAAAGCCAAGUGAACGCCAAAGAGAAAUGCCAGGGAAGUUUUUUCCCAGAGAAACCCAAAGGCUCUUUUCAGAGCCACCAACA
Molecule: messenger RNA, 460 nt
Organism: Gavia stellata (red-throated loon)
Lineage: Eukaryota; Metazoa; Chordata; Aves; Gaviiformes; Gaviidae
Product: histone H2A-IV
Exons: 1
Coding region: 1-390 (129 amino acids)
Cellular component (GO): nucleosome
Molecular function (GO): protein heterodimerization activity; structural constituent of chromatin; DNA binding
Source: RefSeq, a predicted model, not a curated record